CAGUUGGUGGCGACUUUGGCGGUUGUUUAGAGAGAGUUGUGUUCGUGUGUUCUCGGUGUAAUGUCUGGGCGUGGUAAGCAAGGAGGCAAGGCUCGUGCCAAGGCCAAGUCGCGCUCUUCCCGUGCAGGCCUGCAGUUCCCGGUGGGCCGAGUUCACCGUCUGCUCCGUAAAGGCAACUAUGCCGAGCGGGUGGGGGCCGGUGCGCCCGUCUACAUGGCGGCGGUGCUCGAGUACCUGACAGCGGAGAUCCUAGAGCUGGCGGGCAACGCGGCCCGGGACAACAAGAAGACGCGCAUCAUCCCCCGUCACCUCCAGCUGGCCAUCCGCAACGACGAAGAGCUGAACAAGUUGCUGGGCAAGGUCACCAUCGCCCAGGGUGGCGUUUUGCCCAACAUCCAGGCCGUGUUGCUUCCGAAGAAGACGGAAAGCCAUCAUAAAGCAAAAGGAAAGUGAGAUUGAUGGCUGGAAACUGCCCGCCCAGCCCCCGUCUUCCGUGGUCAUCCGUAUAAGCCAAAGGCUCUUUUCAGAGCCACCCACUCUUAUCAAGUGAAAAGAG
This is a messenger RNA of Loxodonta africana (African savanna elephant), 556 nucleotides long. Its product is annotated as histone H2A type 2-A. Gene Ontology annotation, molecular function: protein heterodimerization activity; structural constituent of chromatin; DNA binding. Gene Ontology annotation, biological process: heterochromatin formation. The coding region runs from base 61 to 453 and encodes 130 amino acids. NCBI's taxonomy places the organism in Eukaryota, Metazoa, Chordata, Mammalia, Proboscidea, Elephantidae. The record is from RefSeq and is a predicted model, not a curated record. Gene Ontology annotation, cellular component: chromatin; nucleosome. The transcript has a single exon.